AUGUCCUUGAUUACAAGACCGCCCCUCCAUCCUGACCUAUCCAAUGCCCACAAUCAACUUCCCAAGGACGAUGAGAUCAGCACGCCCGAACAAAUUGCCAAUCGCCGCAAAGCCCUCGACUUCACAUUAGAAUAUACACUCCGAGGCCGAGAAACAACCAUCUCCCACAAGGAGACAGAGUUCACCGGGCCAGCCGGUCAACUGAAAGUGUCAAUCUUCCGUCCAAAGCAAAAGCAGACAAAACAACCAAAGACCCCAGGAAUCCUCUACAUACACGGCGGCGGCCACAUAUCCGGAAGCCGUUUCCUGGGCAUCGACAGCGCCCUCGACUGGGUAGAAGAGUUCGGCGCCGUGCUCGUCUCAGCCGACUAUCGUCUCGCGCCUGAACAUCCCCAGCCAGCCCAAGUAGAAGACAGCUUCGCAGCGCUGAACUGGAUGAGCGCACACAGCCAGGAGCUUGGAUUCGAUCGCGAUCAGAUCAUUGUAUGUGGCGGGUCGGCUGGGGGCAAUCUCGCUGCUGGCGUCGUUCUGUUAGCGCGUGAUCGAUCCGGGCCGCAGAUCCGCGGCCAGCUGUUGAUGUACCCGUGGUUGGAUGAUAGUAACUCUACCAACUCGAUGAUGCAGUUUGCGGACCUGCCGCCGUGGACGAGAUCGAAUAGCCUUGAUGCGUGUAACUAUGCUUUGGGUGUUGAUCGGGAGCAGGCGACUAUUUAUACUGUUCCGUCGCGGGCGGAGGAUCUCGGGGGCUUGCCGCCGACUUGGAUUGAUGUUGGUGAUGCGGAUGUGUUUCGGGAUGAGAGUGUUGAGUAUGCGUCUAGGUUGUGGAAGGCGGGUGUGUCGACUGAGUUGCAUGUGUGGCCUGGGUGUUGGCAUGGGUUUGAUACCUUUGCCCCGGACGCCCCGAUUAGCCGGCGGGCGAGAUUGGGGCGAAGUGAAUGGGUGCGUAGUUUGAUGGACAACCAAGGUUAG
Messenger RNA from Penicillium verhagenii, 969 nucleotides. RefSeq names its product alpha/beta hydrolase. Gene Ontology annotation, molecular function: hydrolase activity. The transcript has a single exon. Lineage: Eukaryota; Fungi; Ascomycota; Eurotiomycetes; Eurotiales; Aspergillaceae. Bases 1 to 969 code for a protein of 322 amino acids. The record is from RefSeq and is a predicted model, not a curated record.